This is a messenger RNA of Colletotrichum lupini, 516 nucleotides long. RefSeq lists its product as uncharacterized. The transcript is spliced from 3 exons. The coding region runs from base 1 to 516 and encodes 171 amino acids. The record is from RefSeq and is a predicted model, not a curated record. Lineage: Eukaryota; Fungi; Ascomycota; Sordariomycetes; Glomerellales; Glomerellaceae.
AUGACAAUGCCCGCCCGCGGCGGCGUCAGGGGUGCCAUGAUGUUCGGCCAGGGAGCUGCCCUGAUUGUUUCGUCUGUUUGGCUUUUUGGAGCCCUGGAGCUAGCAGGGGACGGAGGGGUUCCGAUGGCAGGCUUCGGAGUCAUGCGAGAGAUGACAAUUUCUGGAGGGGGAGUUUUUGUUUUGAGAGGUUCUUUUGUGAGAAAUGAAUGCGUGUGUGUUCGAAUGGGACUGUUUCUGAUAAUCCAUUACCCGCCCAGGUACGCCGUUGAUGACGGGAUGAUCUCGAAACGGGAUGACACUGUGACACAUGCGGAACGGCUAAGUGUCCUCACAACGUUCUCGACUCCUGUGCUCCUGUCAUUUCACACCUACAGAUACGGACAGUCAGACACACGGGGCUCUCCUCACCGUCGGCCGGCCCUUUCUCAGGUGAGAGAGGAUUAUCCGUACGAACUUGAAAAGAGCCAAGAGAGGUGCGGGUAUGGCGCGCGUAAAAGACACAAGAGACUCGACUGA